Molecule: messenger RNA, 2221 nt
Organism: Trifolium pratense (red clover)
Lineage: Eukaryota; Viridiplantae; Streptophyta; Magnoliopsida; Fabales; Fabaceae
Product: zinc finger BED domain-containing protein RICESLEEPER 2-like
Exons: 3
Coding region: 101-2023 (640 amino acids)
Molecular function (GO): protein dimerization activity; DNA binding
Source: RefSeq, a predicted model, not a curated record
UCCCUUUGUUUUUGGUUUAGGCGAUUUUUCGGUUACUUCUUCGAUCUUCUGGAGAUUCAAAAAACCCCCAAAGUAUAAAAGAAUAAUACUUUUGAGACCAAUGAGUGACCAAGAUGACUUUGAAACCUCAGAGGCAACAGUGAAUCAGACUUCUACUCCACCAUUGGGGCGUAGAAAUCGGUCAGAUGCUGAGGAUGACUUUACAGAAGAGACAAAUGACGGAAGCAAAAGACAGAAAUCUGAUCCAUCCUCAACAAUGAAGGCAGAACGAAAAAUAAGUUCAUCGCAUUUAUAUGACAACUUUGACCAAGAGACUUGCGAAAAUGAAUUUGUUGAGAUGUUUGUAGCCACUGAUCUUCCUAUUUCAUUCGUAGAGAAUAAAGCAUUUCAAAAGUUUCUAAAGGUUUUACAACCGAAAUUUAGUGUCUCCUCACUGUUACAGACUACAUUGGCAAAUUAUAUUUUGACUCUAUGGGAUGCAGAAAGAACAAAAUUACAGAGCUUUCUUGCACAACAUUGUGGAAGAGUUUGCCUCAGCAUUGACACAUGGACUUCAUGUCAAGAUCAGAAUUAUAUGUGUUUGACUGCCCAAUUUAUUGAUAAUCAUUGGAAAUUGCACAAAAAGAUUCUAAACUUUUUGCCAACCAUAGAUUGUUCAAUGGAGUAUAUGGUAUCUACUAUUAAGCGGUGCUUGAAUGAUUGGGGAUUGAGUAGUGUUUUUAGUCUGACAGUUGAUAAUGUAUCUCCAUAUGAUUCUGAGUUUCGAUGCUUAAAGAAAAUGCUAAUGUCUCGGAACGCAUUAGUUUUGAAAGGAGAUUACAUUCAUAUGCACUCUUGUGCUCAUAUUUUGAACAUGAUUGUGAAGGAGGGGUUACACAACAUUGAUAAUUCUUUUUUGAGAAUUAGUGAUGCAGUUCAAUACAUAAAAUCAUCUCCUAUAUAUUCUGCAUUUGAUGCAUGCGCUGAGCAAGAAAAGAUUGAACGUAAAGGAUAUGUUUACUUGGAUGUUGAAACUGAAUGGAAUAUAUCAUUUGAGAUGUUGGAGGCUGCUUUAUAUCAUCGAUAUGCAUUUGAGAAACUUGAGUUACAAGACAAAAAGUAUGUUCGUCAGUUAAAAAAGGGAAAGGGGAAGCGUGCUCCUACACGUGAAGAUUGGAACUUUGCUUGCGUGAUUUUACCAAUUUUGGAGAUCUUUCGUGAAACUAUUUUGCAUAUUUCUAAUAUCUCUAAUGUUACUAGUAAUAUAUAUAUGUUAGAGGUAUUUAGAAUUGGUAAAAUGAUUAGCCAACUGUGUCAUUCCAACGACCUAAGUGUACAGCUUAUAGCUACAAAAAUAAGGAAAAACUUUGUUGAGCAGUUUGAUCAGCAUUCUGAUCGGCAUUGGGAAAGGCAUGAUGCUUUGAACAUGUUGCUGCUAAUUGCUCUUGUAUUUGAUCCUAGGUACAAAGUUGGAUAUAUAAAUUGGAUGAUUAAUCAGAUUUUUGAUUCAGUUGCGGCAGCUAAGUUGAAAGAGAAGUUGGAAUCUUGUUUGAAGUCCCUUUUUGAGGAAUAUAAUGGAGAGGAGUUGAAAAACGAUUCAAAAAAAGCAAAAUUAGAUGAAGAUGGUAAAAAUGAUCCCUAUAGUUGGAAUGAGUUUCUGCAAUCAUAUAAAUCAAGUUUCAAAUCUGAGUUAAAUAAGUAUUUGGAGGAAGAUAUAGAGACCUCUGUGGAAUUGGAUGUCUUAAAUUGGUGGAAGCUAAAUUCAAGUCGAUUUCCGGUCCUUGCAAACAUUGCUAGAGAGGUUUUGGCUAUGCCCGUCUCAACCUUAACCUCCGAGUGUGCAUUUGGUACUAAUGCCAAGGUGCUCGAUUCCUUUUGUAGUUCUCUUAGUUUUGAACUUAUGCAAGCACUUGUCUGCACGCAAGAUUGGAAACACGGGAAACCCUUCUCGUUGCUUUUUAAUGAGGAUUUGCAGAAGCUUAAGCAAGAAAUGGUUUCCCAACUAAAUGUUGGAUGUUCAAACUUUGUUACUCCGGAUGAUUGAUUAUGGAUGCUUGUUCUUUAUUUGGUUUUUAGAAUCACUGUAUCUAUGCAAGGUUAAUUUCUUUUAAAGCAAUUUAUUUUUCUGUCAACUCAAUUGGUCUAGACUGAAGUCGUUGUUGCGAAGUAUUUUUUAGUUCAGUUUUUAUGGUUGUUAUAACAAAGUUUAGAGUUUCUAUUCAGGUUGUUAUUUUUUCUGCGC